This is a messenger RNA of Drosophila persimilis, 1187 nucleotides long. Its product is annotated as YJU2 splicing factor homolog. Gene Ontology annotation, biological process: mRNA splicing, via spliceosome. Lineage: Eukaryota; Metazoa; Arthropoda; Insecta; Diptera; Drosophilidae. Bases 1 to 960 code for a protein of 319 amino acids. Gene Ontology annotation, cellular component: U2-type catalytic step 1 spliceosome. The transcript has 3 exons. The record is from RefSeq and is a predicted model, not a curated record.
AUGUCUGAGCGAAAGGUUCUUAAUAAAUACUAUCCCCCGGACUUCGAUCCGUCGAAGAUUCCGCGGAUGAAAUUGGCCAAAAACCGUCAAUACACCGUUCGACUAAUGGCCCCGUUCAAUAUGCGAUGUGUGACCUGCGGCGAGUACAUCUACAAGGGAAAGAAGUUUAAUGCGCGCAAGGAGGAUGUGGAGCACGAGACGUACCUGGGCAUACGCAUCUACAGGUUCUACAUCAAGUGCACCCGAUGUCUGCAGGAGAUCUCAUUCAAAACAGAUCCGCAGAACACCGACUACGAGAUCGAGGCGGGAGCCACGCGGAAUUUCAUGGCCCUAAAGCUGGCCGAAGAGCAGGCCCGUCGCGAGCUGCAAGAGGAACGCGAGGAGGAAGCGAAUAAUCCCAUGAAAAUGCUCGAGAAUCGCACCGAGCAAUCGCGCAAUGAAAUUGAAAUGCUGGAGAGUCUCGAGGAGCUGCGCGACCUGAACCGACGACAGCAGACCGUAGACUACACAACAAUGCUGCAGCAAUAUAAUACGGGGGAAACGGAGAGAGAACGCUUGGAGCGCGAGGAGCGAGAGGAUGAGGAGUUUAUCAAAUCUGUAAACUUUAAAAGCAAGCCCGAGGGUGGCACUCGAAUAGUAGCCGAAGAAAUCAUUGAAGAGGUCAAAGAGGAGGCUGUGGACCUCCUGCCAGCCCCCCCGCCGGCUAAAUUAGCCAAACCCAUUUGCCCUCUUCCUGCGGCCGCAUCCACAAGCAAAGUUUUGGCCGCUCAGCCUUUGGUUAAACGUAAAACCCCCUUGGUGCUGGUCAAGCCCAAGGCAGCAGCAACGACUAAGCCGACAGCAACCUCAACUACAGCAACGGAUAUUCCAAAGGCAGCUGAAGUUCCAAAGACCCCAGCUCCAGCAGCGGGUCUAUCCCUUCUAGCCGCCUAUAGCGAUAGCUCAGAGGAUUCCACCUGACACAGCAUUUUACUGAUCUUGUUUUUACCAAUUCCAAGAAAAAUAAGCGUCCUGCAUCCUUUUGCCAGUAAAAACUCAUAAAAUCUAUAUAGUGUGUAUGUUUUUAUAUACUUUGAAUAAUGCAUCAUUUAAUUAACAUCCGGCUUCAAUUUAAUCCAAUUUUAAUCCAAUGAUUUCGUCAAGGCCAAUCAAUCAUAAGUCAAAUAAAUUUCAAUUUCAAACAAAAA